Messenger RNA from Penicillium malachiteum, 930 nucleotides. RefSeq lists its product as uncharacterized. Bases 1 to 930 code for a protein of 309 amino acids. The transcript is spliced from 5 exons. NCBI's taxonomy places the organism in Eukaryota, Fungi, Ascomycota, Eurotiomycetes, Eurotiales, Aspergillaceae. Gene Ontology annotation, biological process: positive regulation of transcription by RNA polymerase II. The record is from RefSeq and is a predicted model, not a curated record. Gene Ontology annotation, molecular function: transcription cis-regulatory region binding; DNA-binding transcription factor activity. Gene Ontology annotation, cellular component: nucleus.
AUGCGGCGUAAUAAGACAGUACCCUGUUCAACAGGUCUACUCCAAUCACUGACAGGAAUUAUCAAAGCCAGGAAUGUCGCAGUGAUGGGCAAAAGCCGAAAUGUCAUCGGUGCAUACGGACGGGUUCUUCCUGUGUCUGGCAUGCCAACCCCUCGGGAUUUCGUCAUGGUUCUAGUGCGAGCGCUCUAUAUGAUUUUGCAGAGGAUCAGCCUUGGUUACCUGCUGGGAAGGAUAGCCCGAGACUAUACUUUGGAGCUUGAUACUAUCGCAUCAUCACCCACGAUAUCGGAGAAACCCCGAAGUAAUAGCUGUGUCGAGACUCGGGCUCUCGCCGAAACUUGUAUUCUCAGCGAUGCAGUUGCAUCACACUCAGAUCAAUUCUUGUCACCACCUGAACCUGAUAUUACACUGCCAGUGGGACACUAUUCCCCUUAUGCGGGACAAGUGUCACCUGUGAACCAUCCUUCGCUCUCAUCAUCACCCCCUUUCUCUCGCAGCAGCAAUGCAUCUUCCGGGCUCGGAGGCUCCUUUCAAGGUAUCGGGGAGUUACCUAAUUUAGACGAGCACGAAGCCUGUCUCAUGCGAUAUUUUGUGGUUGAACUUGCUCCCUGGUUUGAUAUUUGCGACGGAGAAAGAAACUUUGCAUGCACCCUACCUUUGCGAGCUCGAACAUGUCCACCUCUUCUAAAUGCAAUAUUCACUGCCUCUGCGAGACACCUGAGUCGGAUCAAGAAAUACUGGGAUGGCAAUCAAGUACACUAUGGAGGCAAAGCUCUUCCAAACUUGACGCCCGAGACUGCGAUUCAUUACCAUAAUGAAUGUAUUGCACAUUUUGUUUCAAUCUCGGACCACUCCAGAGAAGCUCAAGAUGAGAAUUUACUUGCCGCGGCUGUUAUCCUCCGCUUUUACGAAGAGGUCGAUUGUAGGUGA